UUUGUUCAGUCGAGUGUUGACACCGCGCAUGCCCGACGCGUUGUCGCGCGGCCAUUUUGUUAUAAAAACUACCGGGAAGUGUGUGCCGUUCAAAAACUGUUGAUGUUUACGUUUUAAAUGUCGUGUUUUAUAUAUAUAUUAGAACAGACAUUUGAUAUAUAAUUUAAAAUAAUAUAACCAGAAAGGAUAAUCAUAAACAACUAAGUGUCAGACAUGAGUUUUAAGCUAAUAAAACCGUUCUCAAGAAUGAAUAAAGAUAAGAGCAACAGUGUUUAUUCUAUGGUGUCAUUCAGUGACCUGACGCCAGGAAGUUUGGAUGUGUGGGUGGACCUGCCGGACGCCAUAAAAUAUGAUCCGACCCUGGCUCCCUUCAAGCAGAUGUACGAACAGAAACACGGCAAGGAUCUGUCUAACGUCGAGGUCGAAGUACCAGCAGGUGAUGACAUAAACAAAAAUAACAAAAUAGCAGAAGAAAAUUUAGUUUGCGAAAAGCAAAUACGUGAUAAAGAUGUUGAGAACAGAUUGGUGGAAGAUAUUAGUCCUGAUGACGAAAAAACAUUACCGAAACGUAAGAAACAGCUGGACCGCACACUACGAGUAAUAAAACUGUCAGUACUGGUGGCCGGCUGGGUGAUGCUAACUGUUUCUUUGCUGAUGAACAGAGAGAAGACCGACAUUAUUCUCCAUACAGCUGUAAAUGCUGGAGAAAUCAAAGAAUAUUUUUUGGGGUCGUCGAGUGAGGAAUUUAGGGUCGCUAUUUCAUUGACCGGCCCCUUCACUGACUCUUCCACCAACGCGACCUCGUCACUCCAGCUCUGGCUGCACAGAACAUCCAAAUACAAAGAAGAUGAACAGGAUUCGCCAGCGUGGAGUAUUAAUCUUCAGCCAGAUGACGUCAUAGACUUCUCUCCCAGCGCAUCCGAGGAUAACUUCCUCAUGAUAGAUAAGCAAACCUUCAUAAACAAUGAGACGUACGAAGAAAAAAAUGCGUCUGAACACGGAGUGAACGAAUCCAGAAUCUUUCUAUGUCUCAAUAGCAGCAGUAGUCAAGCCGUUCCUCUUACCAUCAGUCUUCACGGAAAACCUCUGUCUGAAACCGAAGGACUUAUAUAUGCGAGCGUCCUCUUAGCCACGCUGUAUAUUCUUAUAAUAUUUGAGAUAGUUAACCGAACGCUAGCAGCCCUAUUGUCGUCUUCCUUGGGCGUGGCAACCCUAGCGCUGGUCGGGGAACGUCCUUCCCUCCCCGAGCUGAUCUCGUGGCUGGAUGUGGAAACACUCUUGCUGCUCUUCAGCAUGAUGAUACUCGUCGCCAUAAUCGCGGAAACCGGAUUGUUUGAUUUCCUCGCUGUUAAGGCUUUCGAGAUAACGGCGGGCAGGACCUGGCCUUUGAUUAACUGCCUCUGUUUCUUUACCGCAUUCUUUUCAACGUUCCUCGACAACGUAACCACAGUCCUUCUGAUGACGCCAGUCACUAUACGGUUAUGCGAGGUGAUGCAGCUGAAUCCGGUUCCAGUUCUGAUGUCCAUGGUCAUUUUUAGCAAUGUAGGCGGCGCGGCCACGCCUGUUGGAGAUCCUCCAAAUGUGAUCAUAGCCAGUCACCCCUCCAUACUCGCUGUGAACAUAAACUUCACGUCUUUCACCCUCCACAUGGGUCUGGGUAUACUCCUGGUGUGCAUACAAACAUACGUACAGCUGAGGUUCAUGUUCAGGGACAUGAACAGUCUAAGACACUGCGUGCCACGCGAUAUACUUGAAUUGCGUCAAGAAAUCAGCGUGUGGAAGCGCGCGGCCGCUUCAUUAUCAUCUUACUCGAGAGACGAAGACAUCGUCAGACGGGCGCUGGAGAAGAAGCUCACCUGGUCGCAGGUGCAGAGACUGAAGUCGACUCUCGGAAGAAGGGAGGCUGGCGGAGGCAAUGACAAACUCUUCUGUUCAACUCUCGCUCAUAUGAAGGAUAAGUAUCGAAUAAGGGACAAGGCGUUGCUAGUGAAGAGUGGUGUGUGUAUUAGCUUCGUCGUUCUGGUCUUCUUCCUCCACGCUGUGCCUGAGCUACAGAGUUUGUCUCUGGGCUGGACGGCCUUGCUGGGAGCCCUGCUACUUCUGCUGCUGUCUGAGCGCGAAGACCUGGAACCUGUGCUGGCUAGAGUUGAAUGGUCCACACUGCUGUUCUUUGCAGCUCUAUUUGUGAUGAUGGAGGUGUUAUCGAAGUUAGGUCUCAUAGCGUGGAUAGGGAGGAUGACUGAAACUGUGAUAUCCCAAGUCGGCGAGGACUCUAGACUGGCUGUGGCUGUCAUGCUGAUACUUUGGGUGUCAGGUCUGGCCUCGGCCUUCGUAGAUAACAUCCCGUUGACGACGAUGAUGGUGCGCGUUGUGGCAGCCCUGGCAGACGGCGCACUCGCCCUACCGCUGCCACCCCUGGCCUGGGCACUCAGCUUCGGAGCUUGUUUAGGAGGUAACGGCACGUUGAUUGGCGCUAGCGCCAACGUGGUGUGCGCCGGCGUCGCUGAACAGCACGGCUACCGGUUCACCUUCAUACAGUUUCUUAGAAUAGGUUUCCCCAUCAUGAUAGGUAACCUCCUGGUGGCGUCUGGCUAUCUCCUGCUCUGCCACUGUCUGUUCACCUGGCACUGAACCCUCAAAGGACCGUUCAUCAUGAAAUUAUUAAACAAUUCAGUCAAAAAAAAAAACAUUUUAACAAAUAUAUUGUAAAUUACGUGUCCGUUUUAUGAGAUGUAAAGUUUGUGGGCCAUAUGAUUGUAAUCAUAUGUAAAUUCCAGUAAAUUAUCUAGUUAAAGUUAUGGUAGCACAAUUCGUUUAACACUAUGGAAGAUACUUAAUAUAUAAGAGCAUACAUAAGUAUUAUUACAUAAGCUAUAUAUACAUUGAAUAUAUUUUAAACCAUGACAUAUUUAGAAUAUUUUGUUUCGUAAACAAUAUAUGGAUAUAUAUAU
Molecule: messenger RNA, 2951 nt
Organism: Danaus plexippus (monarch butterfly)
Lineage: Eukaryota; Metazoa; Arthropoda; Insecta; Lepidoptera; Nymphalidae
Product: P protein-like
Exons: 19
Coding region: 214-2631 (805 amino acids)
Biological process (GO): transmembrane transport
Cellular component (GO): membrane
Source: RefSeq, a predicted model, not a curated record